UAUCAAUUUCGAUACGAAGUGUCAGAGCCUUACAAUCUACUCAUAGAUUGCAAAAAGGCGUUUGUGUUCCCUUCUCCACUUCUCAAUUUUUUGUUUUGUUGUAAUAUUGCGUAACAAUAUUUUUUAUUAAAAUAAUUUCGCGCAGAAAAGUAUGUUCGAUUAUUCUGAAGGUGCUAUGCAAAUAAAUUCCGAAAUCCCAGUUAACUCCAACCAACAUUUUGAUUGCGAUUUUCACGCAGAAAAAUAUUGUGUUCAGACAAUUAAUAAAAGAAAGUGCUUGGGAAAGUGUUACACAAGAAGAGGCACCAUGGGGAUGUUGAGCGUUAACAACACUCAACUCUUCUACUGGUAGGCCCCACAGGGAAUCAACAUUCUCAAAAGAAGACAAGGCGAAUAUAAUUCCCUGUCACAAUGGUCCUCGCAAGAGAUCUUGUCGUCCCUUCCGCAUCAUGGCGAGAAAUUUUCUUCAACCAAUCCAAAUUUGGAAAUCACAACAAACACAUACAGUGCAAACCUGGCUAUGGAAACACAAUUCUUAGAUAUGGACAUGGAUCCCACAAAACUCGUGUACACCAGCAGCAGUCCUUACGGAUUAAAUCCCGACAUGGAAACCAGUGUAGUGCCAGCAACGCUAAACGUAGAUGUAAUGCUCAAGGACGAAUCGAGCGUUACACUUCAACGACUCUGGGACAUGUCCCGUGGUGGCGUGUUUUACGAGCCUCAGAGCAAAAUCAAAUUGGAGAUGGAAGAAUUCAGCGACCUAUCGCCAUUUGUCCAUCCAAAGCCCUCGUCAACAAAUUCUGUAGAUGAGCUAAAUACGCCGAUAUUUGACAAAGACGCUUUUACUUUUAACGUCAAUGAUUAUUCUGACGAUAUAUUUGUUAAGCCUGAAAGCGACAUACUAUACGAAAACUCCUGUAUAAUAACCGACAACAACCAGUUUAAGGACUUGUAUCUAAAUACAGGAAAAGUGCAACAAAAUGGAAAUAUCAAUAGUGAUGUAGGUAAUAUACUACAAAAUGCUGACAUUAAUGUAUUUUCGCCUCAAUCCGAAACCGGAAGUGCAUACAGUUGUCAAAUAUCACCAAUCCUUGAAAAUACAAACACAACUGUAUAUAAUGUGGACGAUAAUAGUGCUCUAAGUGUUAAUAGACUUUCUAGGAUUUCUUCGGCGAACGACAUGUUUCGGCCAUUUAACAGUGGAUUGGAAACACCCGAAGACAGUAACAGCAGUGCUUCUCAUGACUCUAUUAAAAGGCCCUCUCAUCUUUCCCUCAAUGUCAAUCUCAAGUCAACCACUGAAUCUAAUCUGACCACUCCAAGCAUAAUUGAGGAAGUUGUGGACUUGGAGAAUGCUAACUUUAAUAUACUAGAUUUGGUGACAAAUGAGGACAUAACGUUCGUAAACGCAGAAGACAUAUUCACCAAUAAUUCAGUUGUAUCAGCAAUAUCAACAAAUGUUAAUACCUCAACAAUAAAACACAAACACAUCAAACAGAUAAUACCUCAGAAGAGGCCAAGAAAACGAAGAAUUUACACCGACGACGACGAAGAUUAUGUCCCGCCCAGUAAAAAGAAUAUAGUACAACGUAAAAAGAUCAUCAAAGAAGACUCCGAUUCAGAACUUGACAGUGACGUGGACGUUGCCUACAAAACCAAAGCCAAAACGAGAGGACGCCCACCGAAACGGACAGAAUCCGUUUCGUCGGAUUGUUCCAAAGAUAGUGAUGCCUCAAAAUACAGAGAACUGAGAGACAAAAACAACGAAGCGUCGAGAAAGUCCCGGCUGAAGAGGAAAAUCAAGGAACUCGAGCUUGAAAAGGAAGCCGAAGGCCUCAUUUGCAAAAACAUUAAACUUAAAGCACAAGUAGAAGAACUGGAGAAAAUGGUAACGAACUUCAGAGACAACCUCUUUAAAAUUAUGAUUAAGAAGUGAAGUUUAGUAAGUAAUUUUGCGUUUUCAAUUAUUUCUGAAAACGACAUAGAACUGUUAUCAUGUGAUUCGAUUAAUUGUUAUAUUUUAUUAGACCUAAAAACAUCUAAGUUAAUAACUGUUUUAUAAUAUAAAAUGUGUUUAACAAUUACAAAAACGACAAAAAAAAACAAAAAAGAUCGUUUUAAAAUAUUUGUAUAAGAACUAUUUUUAUUUAUAUUUAUUUAUUUUUAUACCAUUUUCUCCAAUUGAGUCCACAUUAAUGUUAGUUUAUUAGUUGAAUUGUUGUAAAGAUUUUUGUUAGACAUACAUGUUUAGUUACAAAUUGGUUAAGAAAUCUUACAAUAAGAUUUCUGUUAUAUCCUUAAUGAUGCAUAAUUUUUGCAAAUAAUGCUUUAAUUGAUUGAUUUGUAUUUUGUCAACUAUAUAUAAUAUAUAUUGGAAAUGUUAUCAAUUUUAACAAGAGAAAGGAAGAAAGAAAGGAAUAUUGUACCUGUACAAUUCUAAUUUUAUAUUGAACUAAAAUAAAUUUGGUUGGUAGAACUAGAA
Molecule: messenger RNA, 2482 nt
Organism: Anoplophora glabripennis (Asian longhorned beetle)
Lineage: Eukaryota; Metazoa; Arthropoda; Insecta; Coleoptera; Cerambycidae
Exons: 6
Coding region: 521-1936 (471 amino acids)
Biological process (GO): regulation of transcription by RNA polymerase II; DNA-templated transcription
Molecular function (GO): DNA-binding transcription factor activity, RNA polymerase II-specific; RNA polymerase II cis-regulatory region sequence-specific DNA binding
Source: RefSeq, a predicted model, not a curated record